Phacochoerus africanus (Common warthog) is the source of this 6112-nucleotide messenger RNA. It is a transcript of the gene GLI3, whose product is annotated as GLI family zinc finger 3. The record is from RefSeq and is a predicted model, not a curated record. Gene Ontology annotation, biological process: smoothened signaling pathway; regulation of transcription by RNA polymerase II. Gene Ontology annotation, cellular component: nucleus. NCBI's taxonomy places the organism in Eukaryota, Metazoa, Chordata, Mammalia, Artiodactyla, Suidae. Gene Ontology annotation, molecular function: DNA-binding transcription factor activity, RNA polymerase II-specific; RNA polymerase II cis-regulatory region sequence-specific DNA binding.
CCCCCCACCCCGCCAGCCCCCCGACCCCGGCCCGCGCCGCCUCCUUGCCGCCGCCCGCGUCGCCGCUGGGACCCGCUGCGGGCGCGGGGACCCGGCGGGCGGGGAAGCGCGGGCCCCCGGCGAGGCCUGGAAGGAGCGAGAAAGCAAAAGCGCUCCUGAUCGCGCAGAGCUGAAGGAAUGAGAAGGAGUCAUGGAAGCCCAGUCCCACAGCUCCACGACCACUGAGAAGAAGAAAGUGGAGAAUUCCAUAGUGAAAUGCUCCACCCGAGCAGAUGUCAGCGAGAAAGCCGUGGCCUCCAGCACCACUUCCAAUGAGGAUGAAAGUCCUGGACAGACGUAUCACCGAGAGCGAAGAAACGCGGUCGCCAUGCAGCCACAGAGCGUCCAGGGGCUCGGCAAGGUCAGCGAGGAGCCCUCGACUUCCAGCGACGAGAGGGCCUCGCUGAUCAAGAAGGAGAUCCAUGGGUCCCUGCCGCACCUGGCCGAGCCCUCCGUCCCGUACCGCGGGGCCGUGUUUGCCAUGGACCCCCGGAACGGCUACAUGGAGCCUCACUACCACCCUCCCCAUCUCUUCCCUGCUUUCCAUCCUCCGGUCCCCAUCGACGCGAGACACCACGAGGGCCGUUACCAUUACGAUCCGUCUCCGAUUCCUCCGUUGCACGUGCCUUCUGCCUUGUCCAGCAGCCCCGCGUAUUCAGACCUGCCCUUGUUCAGGAUCUCCCCGCAUCGGAACCCCGCCGCAGCUUCCGAGUCCCCCUUCAGCCCGCCGCACCCCUACGUCAACCCUUACAUGGACUACAUCCGGUCUCUGCACAGCAGCCCGUCCCUGUCCAUGAUCUCGGCCGCCCGCGGGCUGAGCCCCACAGACGCCCCCCACGCUGGAGUCAGCCCAGCGGAAUACUAUCACCAGAUGGCUCUGUUGGCCGGCCAGCGCAGCCCCUACGCAGACAUCAUCCCCUCCGCUGCCACCGCCGGCGCCGGGGCCAUACACAUGGAGUAUCUCCACGCCAUGGAUGGCACCAGAUUCCCCAGCCCCAGGCUGUCAGCCAGGCCGAGCCGAAAACGCACACUGUCCAUAUCACCGCUGUCGGAUCAUAGCUUUGACCUUCAGACCAUGAUAAGGACGUCUCCCAACUCCUUGGUCACGAUUCUCAAUAAUUCCCGCAGCAGCUCUUCAGCAAGUGGCUCCUAUGGCCACUUAUCUGCAAGUGCAAUCAGCCCCGCCCUGAGCUUCACCUACCCUUCUGCGCCCGUCUCGCUCCACAUGCAUCAGCAGAUCUUGAGCCGGCAGCAGAGCUUAGGCUCUGCCUUUGGACACAGCCCGCCGCUCAUCCACCCCGCCCCAACCUUCCCGACCCAGAGGCCCAUUCCCGGGAUCCCCACGGUCCUGAAUCCCGUCCAGGUCAGCUCCGGCCCUUCCGAGUCCUCCCAGAGCAAGCCCACGAGUGAGUCUGCGGUGAGCAGCACCGGCGACCUCGUGCACAACAAACGCUCCAAGAUUAAGCCCGACGAAGACCUCCCGAGCCCGGGGCCGCGGGGCCCGCAGGAGCAGCCAGAAGGGACGACCCUGGUGAAAGAGGAAGGGGACAAGGACGAAAGCAAACAGGAGCCUGAAGUCAUCUACGAGACAAACUGCCAUUGGGAAGGCUGCUCGCGGGAGUUCGACACCCAGGAGCAGCUGGUGCAUCAUAUAAAUAACGACCAUAUCCAUGGAGAGAAGAAGGAGUUUGUGUGCCGGUGGCUGGAUUGCUCGAGGGAGCAGAAGCCCUUCAAAGCCCAGUACAUGCUUGUGGUACAUAUGCGAAGGCACACGGGCGAGAAGCCUCACAAAUGCACUUUUGAAGGUUGCACAAAGGCCUACUCGAGACUAGAAAACUUGAAAACACACUUGAGAUCUCACACCGGAGAGAAACCGUACGUCUGUGAACACGAGGGCUGCAACAAGGCUUUCUCGAACGCCUCUGAUCGCGCCAAGCACCAAAACAGGACACACUCCAACGAGAAACCGUACGUGUGUAAGAUCCCCGGCUGCACCAAGCGCUACACGGACCCCAGCUCCCUCCGCAAACACGUGAAGACGGUGCACGGCCCGGAGGCGCAUGUCACCAAGAAGCAGCGCGGGGACGUGCACCCCCGGCCCCCACCCCCGCGAGACUCCGGCGGCCACUCGCAGGCCAGGUCACCGGGCCGGCCGACGCAGGGGGCCCUCGGGGAGCAGAAGGACCUCAGCAGCACUACCUCAAAGCGGGAAGAAUGCCUCCAAGUGAAAGCCGUCAAGGCGGAGAAGCCCAUGACAUCUCAGCCAAGCCCUGGUGGUCAGUCUUCAUGCAGCAGCCAACAGUCCCCCAUCAGCAACUAUUCCAACAGUGGCCUCGAGCUUCCUCUGACCGAUGGAGGUGCUGUGGGCGACCUCAGCGCCAUCGAUGAAACCCCCAUCAUGGACUCGACCAUUUCCACGGCAACCACAGCCCUGGCUUUGCAAGCCCGGAGGAACCCGGCAGGGACCAAAUGGAUGGAGCAUGUCAAACUGGAAAGGCUCAAACAAGUGAACGGACUGCUUCCACGACUGAACCCCAUUCCACCCCCCAAAGCCCCUGUGGUCUCUCCUCUCACAGGACACAGCACGCUGCCGGGCACCAGCUGCAGUCUGGGCGGGCCCGCGCCCCUUCUCCCGAACAGAAGCGACCUUUCGGGCGUGGACCUCACCGUGCUGAACGUGCUCGACCGGAGAGACAGCAGCACCAGCACCGUCAGCUCCGCCUACCUGAGCAGCCGCCGCUCCUCCGGCAUCUCCCCCUGCUUCUCCAGCCGCAGGUCCAGCGAGGCGUCCCAGGCCGAGGGCCGGCCCCAGAACGUGAGCGUGGCCGACUCCUACGACCCCAUCUCCACCGACGCCUCGCGCAGGUCCAGCGAGGCCAGCCAGGGCGACGGCCUGCCCGGUCUGCUCAGCCUCACCCCCGCCCAGCAGUACCGCCUGAAAGCCAAGUAUGCCGCCGCCACGGGCGGCCCGCCGCCCACCCCGCUGCCCAACAUGGAGAGGAUGAGCCUCAAGACCAGGAUGGCCCUGCUGGGCGAAGGCAGGGAGCCCGCGGGGACGCUGCCUCCCGUGCACCCUCCCCGGAGGUGCAGCGACGGCGGGGCCCACGGUCACAGCCGGCGCCCCCUGCUGCCCCAGGACGCGCUGGGCAUCGGCGUGAGAAGGGCCAGCGACCCGGUGAGGACCGUCUCCGAGAGCCUCUCCCUGCCCCGGGGGCAGCGGUUCAACAGCCUCCACAGCUUCAACCCCCCGGGCUUGGCGCCCGCCCUGGAAAAGCGCCACCUGGUGCUGCAGAACUACACGCGGCCCGAGGGGGGCCCGGCCCGCCACUUCCGUGCGUCUCCCUGUCCCCCGAGCAUUAGCGAGAAUGUCACCAUGGAGUCCCUGACCCUGGGCGCCACCGUGGACCUGAACGAUGAGGAUCUCCUGCCUGACGACGUGGUGCAGUAUUUACAUUCCCAGAACCAAGCAGGGUACGAGCAGCCCUUCCCCAGCGCCCUCUCCGACGACGGCAAAGUGCCCCACGGGCCCAGCUUGGGGAGCGGGCCCCACGACUUUGACCCACUCGGGCUGCCCGACAGCCACGCCGGCCACACCGGCCAGCAGUACCGGGGGCUGGAGCCGCCCUGCACGGAUGCCAGUAAACCCGACCUGCCGAUCCAGUGGAACGAAGUCAGCUCGGGCAGCGCCGACCUGUCCUCCUCCAAGCUGAAGUGCGGCCAGCGCCCUGCGGCGCAGCAGGCCCGAGCCUUCGGGCUGUACAGCAGCACGGGCGUCCACCCGCAGAAUUCCCUGAGGAGCGGGGCUGGCCCGGCGGGGGGGUAUCCGACCCUUGGGGAGCACGGCAGCGCCUUCGGUGGCCCGGAGCCCUUGGUGAGCCACAGCGGCGGAGCUGGUACCAACGGAAACGCCUUCCACGAACAGCCCUGUAAGGCCCAGCAGUACGGGAACUGCCUCGCCAGGCAGCCCGGCGCCCCCAGCUUGCUCGAUGCGGGGAUCCAGGCGGCGAAGCUGAGAAGCAGCAGCAUGCAAGGGAGCGGGGGCCAGCCGGAUUUUGGCCUGUUGGUGGCGCCGAAUGAGUCCGCUGGCAGCCCCGGGAACGGCAUGCCCACCCAAGACCCGGUGGGACAGGGGUACCUGGCGCAUCAGCUCCUUGGCGACAGCAUGCACCCCCAGGGGCCAGGCCGCCCCGCGCAGCACACGCUAGGGCAGGGUAGCGCUACCUCACACCUCCACGUCUACCAGGGGCCGGAGGGCGGCCUGCCCGGGCCCCCCAACAUCGGCGGCCAGCUGUCCGGCGUGGCAGGCAUCAGGGGCUACCAGCCGUGUGCCGGCUACGGGGGCAGCCGGCGCCAGGCUGGGCCGAGGGGCAGCCUGGCUCUGCCGCCGUCGGGACAGCUCAGUGACACGAGUCAGACCUGCAGGGUGAACGGCAUCAAGACGGAGAUGCCAGGGCCGUCCCACCCGCUCUGUUCCAACGUGCAGAGUUUCUCUGGUCAGUUCUAUGACCGCCCCGUUGGCUUCAGUCAGCAAGACACGAAAACGGGUUGCUUCUCCAUCUCCGAAGCCAACUGCCUGCUCCAGGGGGCCAGCGCCGAAACCUCCGAGUUACUCUCCCCAGGUGCUAACCAGGUGACAAGCACAGUUGACAGCCUCGACAGCCAGGACCUGGAAGGGGUGCAGAUUGAUUUCGAUGCCAUCCUCGAGGACGCGGACCACGCCAGCCUGAUGUCAGGGGCACUGAGCCCGAGCAUCAUCCAGAACCUUUCUCACAGCUCCUCCCGCCUCACGACCCCGCGCGCAGCCCUGCCGCUGCGCGCUGCCCGCCAGCACCACCAACAUGGCCAUUGGGGACAUGAGUUCGCUACUGACCUCCCUUGCAGAAGAGAGCAAAUUCCUUGCAGUUAUGCAGUAGGCGUUAGGAAACCAGGACCGCCCAGAGACCUGAGACUUUAGGAGUUUAAAAGAUGAAAUGGACCCUUUUUUAUUUUUAUUUUUUGCUAGUUUGUUGUUUUUUGGGUUUUGUUUUAGUUCUGUAUGUAUUUUAGCAAUCUCAUGUCACCUGACUGGGAUGUGUGUCAAGAAUAUUCCUUUUAUGGAAAAGGACUGAAAAAAAAAACAAAAACCCUAAAGUAUUCUAGGGAGAAACCGUCUUCCAUUUCAGUUUUGAAUCAGUAUUGUUACUCUCGAAACACCUUCUUUAAAAAAAAAAAAAACAAACUGUAAGCCCACUCCUCCCCCCAUUUUUUUAGUAAACCGCUGUCAAUGUGUGAUGUGCACGUCCUUUCUUUUCAGACAGAGGUCACAAGAAAGGAUUUGACGUGUUUCUCUGUGACUCCCGAGGCAUAGGAGUGGGUGGGAUUCUGACCCAGGGGUCCUCCUUCCGGCUCUUUACAGCUCCCUUCACGUCGGCUCAGCGUUUGUGCCGUGUUUCGUUUCUUUUGGUUUCCAUUCCCGUGUCAGGUACAGCAUCGGCCGUGGGUAGUGAGUUUGGGGACCAUUUCCGGAUGCGCACCGGAGCAUCGACCACAGGUUUUUGGAGAUGCUCCUUGGCCCCAGUUCCGUUCCGGUCCUCCUUCUGAGAGAUGUGCACCGACAUCUGGGGCUCUUGCAGAAUUGCUUUGCUCAUCGUAGGGGUGGAAAUUCUUCCUGUCGCUCGUGUGCUUCGGGCGGGGUCGUCUCUGUGGUUGGUUCUCGGUCAUCGACCCGGAGUCCCCGCCGGCUCUGUUUGUGAACGCCGGUGUGUUCCAGGGAGAGAGAGGAAGAGCACUGGGUGACACUCAGGGCUGUGGUCACUGUCAUCUGGUGAGAAGCAGACAGAGCUCAGAUUCCAGCUAUUGCGUAGAAGCGGUUUGGGGCGUAUUGGUGGGUUGGCUGCGUUUGCUGAUUCCUUCCAUCUACUGGCCCACUACCACGGAUAACUGAGAAUUGAUUGCUUACAGUUCUGAGUGUAUAGAGUAUACUUAACCCCACGGCCGGCUGUGUCAUUAACAUAUAUUAAUUCCACUCUAGUGAAAGAGUACGUCUACUCUAAGUGGCCCUGCUUUAGGGGAUUGAGAAAACUUAGCUGUAAAA